Messenger RNA from Trypanosoma brucei brucei TREU927, 1224 nucleotides. RefSeq lists its product as hypothetical. Bases 1 to 1224 code for a protein of 407 amino acids. Gene Ontology annotation, cellular component: membrane. Gene Ontology annotation, biological process: regulation of peptide transport. The transcript has a single exon. Lineage: Eukaryota; Euglenozoa; Kinetoplastea; Trypanosomatida; Trypanosomatidae. The record is from RefSeq and is a predicted model, not a curated record.
AUGGCAUCCCAAAAUGCAGCAACUAAUGGCGAUGGUGUAACCGCAUACAGAACUGAGUCCGCAUCCCUGAUGAAUGAUAACAAACGAAGGAAUGACAAGCAAACUGAGGACCAGCGCCCUCCCUUCACUGUCGGUUCCUAUGCACUUGGUAUUGUGAUGAUUCUUUGUGUCGCAGUUAUAUGGACAUAUGCUUCAGUGUUGAUCCAGUACAUAUAUGAGGCGGAAGAAUAUGAGAAGCCAUACUUUAUGACCUACUUUAACACUAAUACGUUUGCUGUCAAUAAUAUCGGGUUCCUUUUACUGAGCUCGUGGCGCCGGCUACCGUGGAAAAAUGGUGAGCGGACCUCGUCAUUGGUUAUAUAUGAUGAUGCUCUCAAAAGAACAUUCGUCUCGGGUGCCUCGGCACCCGACAACGAGCCCGCGGAUGGGGCGGAUGUUUCGCGGGGUGGACCACAGAGUGAGGCGGAACGAAUAAGGCCAUACAGCAAGUUCAGGGUUUUCAAGUGCGCAGCCUUCUUUUGCCCAAUUUGGUUCUUGGCGAAUUCCCUGUUCAACGCCUCCCUUGCAGCCACUUCCGUUUCCUCUGUUACUGUUUUGAGCAAUACGUCUGCCAUCUGGACCUUUUUACUAUCACUCAUAUUCUUUAAUCAGAAGGCCACCUGGCCCUGUCUGCUUGCCAUGACGAUGACCAUUAUCGGUGCGUGUCUGGUUGGGUUCUCUGACGCGGAGAACACUGAAAACGAAACCGUUGGGGGGGAUAUUUAUGCUCUACUAGCUGCUAUCUUCUACGCCGUUUACACAAGCAUCAUCAGGUGGCACGCUUCAGACGAUGACCGGUAUAGCAUUUUAAUGCUCUUUGGCUUUGUGGGCGCCCUGAACACCAUUCUUUUUUGGCCACUUCUGCUUAUUUUUCACUUUACCGACUUCGAGACCUUCCAGACCCCCGGUGGGAUUCAAUUUGCACUGCUCCUAGUGAACGCACUAGUGGGAACAAACCUCAGUGAGGUGUUGUGGGCGCGUGCGGUGCUGCUCACCUCGCCCACAGCUGCAACGUUGGGUCUCACUUUGACAACACCUUUGGCUAUGACCUCAGACCUCCUCAUAAAGCAGAAGUCCUUCAAUGCGAUGUACAUAAUAGGAGCUGUUUUGCUGACACUAGGAUUCAUUUGCUUUAAUUUGGAGCAACAGCUCAUGAAGUUGCUAAAGGGUUCGCGCUCCAGUUAG